This is a messenger RNA of Acomys russatus (golden spiny mouse), 2341 nucleotides long. It is a transcript of the gene Dpp3, whose product is annotated as dipeptidyl peptidase 3. The record is from RefSeq and is a predicted model, not a curated record. Gene Ontology annotation, biological process: proteolysis. Gene Ontology annotation, molecular function: metalloexopeptidase activity; dipeptidyl-peptidase activity. Gene Ontology annotation, cellular component: cytoplasm. NCBI's taxonomy places the organism in Eukaryota, Metazoa, Chordata, Mammalia, Rodentia, Muridae.
GUCCUUGCAGGGCUCAUGGCAGACACCCAGUACAUCCUGCCCAAUGACAUCGGUGUGUCUAGCUUGGACUGCCGUGAGGCCUUCCACCUGCUGUCACACACAGAGCGCCUCUAUGCCCAUCACCUGUCUAGGGCUGCUUGGUACGGAGGACUGGCUGUGCUACUCCAGACUUCCCCGGAAGCCCCAUACAUCUAUGCCCUGCUUAGCCGCCUCUUCCGUGCCCAGGACCCUGACCAACUGCGCCAACAUGCCCUGGCCGAGGGUCUUACUGAAGAAGAGUAUCAGGCAUUCCUGGUCUAUGCUGCAGGGGUCUACUCCAACAUGGGCAACUAUAAGUCCUUUGGUGACACCAAGUUUGUUCCUAACCUGCCCAAGGAAAAGCUGGAACGUGUGAUCCUGGGGAGCGAGGCUGCCCAACAGCAGCCAGAAGAAGUCAGGGACCUCUGGCAGACCUGCGGGGACCUAAUGUUCUCCCUGGAGCCUAGGCUUCGACACCUCGGGCUGGGGAAGGAGGGAGUCACCACCUAUUUCUCUGGGGAUUGUACCAUGGAAGACGCUAAGCUGGCCCAAGACUUUCUGGACUCUCAGAACCUCAGUGCAUACAACACGCGGCUCUUCAAGGUGGUGGACCAGGAAGGGAAGUCCCACUAUGAGGUGCGACUGGCUUCAGUGCUCAGCACAGACCCCGCUCUCAACUCUGAAUUGACUUCCAAGCUGAAGAGAUAUGAGUUUCAGGGGAGCCAUUUCCAGGUCACUCGGGGAGACUAUUCCCCCAUCCUCCAGAAGGUGGUAGAACACUUGGAGAAAGCCAAGGCUUAUGCAGCCAACAGCCACCAGGAGCAGAUGCUUUCCCAGUACAUAGAGAGCUUCACCCAGGGCUCCAUCGAGGCCCAUAAGAGGGGCUCCCGGUUCUGGAUUCAGGACAAAGGCCCCAUUGUAGAGAGUUACAUUGGCUUCAUUGAGAGCUACCGUGACCCCUUUGGCUCCCGCGGAGAGUUUGAAGGCUUCGUGGCCAUGGUGAACAAAGCCAUGAGUGCAAAGUUUGAGCGGCUGGUGGCGAGUGCUGAGCAGCUGCUGAAGGAGCUGCCUUGGCCUCCUGCCUUUGAGAAGGACAAGUUCCUCACCCCUGACUUCACCUCCCUGGAUGUCCUCACCUUUGCUGGCUCCGGCAUCCCUGCCGGCAUCAACAUCCCCAACUAUGACGACCUGAGACAGACAGAAGGCUUUAAGAAUGUGUCCCUGGGGAAUGUGCUGGCUGUGGCCUAUGCCACGAAGCGGGAGAAACUGACAUUCUUGGAGGAAGACGACAAGGACCUGUAUAUUCGCUGGAAGGGGCCGUCCUUUGAUGUGCAGGUGGGGUUACACGAGCUGCUGGGCCACGGCAGCGGCAAGCUCUUUGUUCAGGACGAGAAAGGCGCGUUCAACUUUGACCAGGAGACCGUGACCAACCCGGAGACUGGGGAGCGGAUUCAGAGCUGGUACCGGAGUGGAGAGACGUGGGACAGCAAAUUCAGCACCAUCGCCUCCAGCUAUGAAGAGUGCCGGGCGGAGAGCGUGGGCCUCUACCUCUGCCUCAACCCUCAAGUCCUGGAGAUCUUUGGCUUUGAGGGAGCUGAUGCCGAAGACGUCAUCUACGUGAACUGGCUCAACAUGGUUCGGGCGGGGCUAUUGGCCCUGGAGUUCUACACCCCAGAAGCGGCCAACUGGCGGCAGGCCCACAUGCAGGCCCGGUUUGUGAUCCUGAGGGUUUUGCUGGAGGCUGGUGAAGGACUCGUUACCGUCACUCCCACCACAGGCUCUGAUGGGCGACCAGAUGCCCGGGUCCACCUGGACCGUAGCAAGAUCCGGUCAGUGGGCAAACCUGCCUUGGAGCGGUUCCUACGGAGACUCCAGGUGCUGAAGUCCACGGGAGAUGUGGUCGCAGGGCGAACCCUGUAUGAGGGAUAUGCAGCAGUCACUGAUUCACCCCCAGAAUGCUUCCUCACCCUCAGGGACACAGUACUGCUACGAAAGGAAUCCCGGAAGCUUAUUGUGCAGCCCAACACUCGUCUUGAAGGCUCGGAAGUACAGCUCGUAGAGUAUGAGGCCUCAGCCGCUGGUCUCAUCCGAUCCUUCUGUGAACGUUUUCCCGAGGAUGGGCGUGAGUUGGAGGAGGUCCUUACCCAGCUGGCCACAGCAGAUGCCCGGUUCUGGAGGGACCAGGUCAAGGAGGCCCCAUCUGGCCAGGCUUGAGAAGGAAGAUCUGUGUGGCCUUUCCCCACUCCAUCAAACCAAGGCUGUCAGUGGCCCUGAACUGUGUGUGUGUGUGUGUGUGUGUGUGUGUGUGUGUGUGUGUGUGUGU